Messenger RNA from Geosmithia morbida, 5793 nucleotides. Its product is annotated as cohesin loading factor subunit SCC2. Gene Ontology annotation, molecular function: chromatin binding. Gene Ontology annotation, biological process: regulation of gene expression; establishment of protein localization to chromatin; establishment of mitotic sister chromatid cohesion. Lineage: Eukaryota; Fungi; Ascomycota; Sordariomycetes; Hypocreales; Bionectriaceae. The record is from RefSeq and is a predicted model, not a curated record. Gene Ontology annotation, cellular component: Scc2-Scc4 cohesin loading complex. The coding region runs from base 1 to 5793 and encodes 1930 amino acids. The transcript is spliced from 2 exons.
AUGCAUCAACCAGGGGCAAACGGGACCCCGAAUGGGGCCUAUGCCCAUCACCAGAUGCACGCGUCGCAUCGUACAGCGCCCGACCGAGGCCGUCCCGACACCUCACGGCCGCUCUCGUUUCGCGAAGCUCUCCCGUACUCUCCCCAGACGACGACGCUCCCUUUCAUACCUGGUACGCUGCGCUUGCGCCCUCCUUGUCGCGUCGCCGAUCCUGUAUCGCAUAGUGCGGCUCUAGAUCUGGCGGUUGACUGCUCAUCUGACGCUUGUUUCUUUGUUGUGGCAGAUUUGAUACCGACGCCGAUGCUGGGAUCUGGGUCGUCUGCUCUUUCCACGGCUGGGCUCCUUCCCGUCAACGAACUCGACAGUCUCAACAGGGAAGCCGCGACCCAUGGCCACCUCUCUAAAAAUGGAAAGCAGGCCCUCGAGCAUGUCCUUCACGACUUGAAGCUUCCGCAACGGACGAAAUACAAAUUCACACCAGUCCCGAUGCAUGCCGCUGCGUCUGUUCAGCAGGCAUCUUCCAUAGCGGCCGACCUCUCGCCCUGUGCCAGAACCUUCUUCGACAAGGUUGGCGGUUACUUCAAGGAUACGAGGCCGCCGACUGCAAGCCCUAUAUCCAAUGGCCCGAAGCAGGAAAAGAUCAAGCUUGAGUCGCCCGUCGUACCCAACGCGUACCGACCAGAUCAGCACCAGCAUCAGCACCAGCAUCAGCACCAGCAUCAGCAACAGCAACAGCACCAGCAACAGCACCAGCAACAGCAACAGCAGCAACGGCCCCCGGGCAGUUCACAGGCCAAUACAGUAACCCAAUCUAGGGUCGAGGUCUCCAUACCAGCCAAGAACGCUCUCGACCGCUCUGCAUAUGCCGAUCCUGGGCAGCUGGCCCAACCUGAGCCCGUGGUGAAUGAGCCUAUUGCCCAACAGUUGCCGCCGGAUCCACAACGGCAAGCUUCAGUGCAAUCGAUGCAACCCGUGCUGGCUGCCAAUAACGCGUUCAGCAUCAACCUCACCGCUCCAAGUUUCGGCCGCGAUCAGUAUGUCGAGGUCCCCUCGGCGGUGGACGGACCUCACACCCUGUCCCGUAUCAGAGAACGACAAGACGUUCAGAUCAGUGAAGGAUUACUAGGCGAGACUCUCGACCAGCGUCAACGCGCAGACUCAUCGCUGAAUGAGCUCCGUCGACGGACGGACAUGAUCAAGAGAGCCGUGCGUGGCCUGUUCGAAUCUGAGCCUGGCUUCGAUCACCUCGUUACUCUCAAUGCGGAUCAUGAGCCCGCUAUUACUGGUGACGAGCAUAAGAAGAUGUAUACGGCCAUCCAGAAAGUCAUCUCGCUCAGUCGCUUCGACCAGGUCCCUGUCGAUGACCUCACCCAAAUUCUCCGCCUGAGCGAGACAAGCCUCAAGGAUGCCCUCGCUCUUGAUAUUCAGGUCGACAAGAACUGGGACGAGACGUCUGUUGAGUUCUGGAUCCAACAGUUGCCCAAAACGGACGCCGCCAUCCGAGCUUCGAGGACGAGCCUGCGAAUUCUCACCGGUGGCAGGGAGGAUCGCCAGCUGUACUCGGAGGGCAUCAUCGAGAACAGCAUCAAGGUCUUCCAGAAGGUUGCCGACGAUGUAAUCAUGCCACUCGUCGAGUUUCGCAACUCUGGUCCCUCCGGAAGCGCCUUCAAGAUCCUUGCCAGGUACAAGAAGGACAUAUCCGGCAUCUUCGUCGGCUGUCAGAAGCUUCUGAGCAUGCUUGCCGAGCUGGUCUCCAAGGUUCAGCUCACCGAUCUCUCGCUCAACACCCUCGAGUUUGUCUCGUCCAAUCUCAUCUUUGUCGAAAACGCCUACUACGAGAAGGACUCCAUCGCUGGAGUGCAAAAGUUCGACGGAAUACGCUCGGCAGCCAUGGAUACUCUCUGCCAAAUCUUCCUGGUCAAGCCUGAGCAAAGGCAGGGCAUUCUGAACGAAAUACUGACGUCGCUCUCCAAACUCCCAGCCGGCAAGCAGAGCUCGAGGCAAUUCAAGCUGUCUGAAGGAGGCAGUGUCCAGCCCGUAUCAGCGCUGGUGAUGCGGCUGGUGCAAGCCAGCGCGGCCUGCCCUGACAAGUCCAGUGAAGACCGCCGCUCCGACAUGAUGCGAGCAAUCGAAAACGACUCGGAGGGCGGUGCCGAUGAGCUUCAGGCGGCCCCAUCCAAGAAAUCCAGAGCGACAUCAUCCAUCGAUUCGGAGAGCCAGGGAGCAGAGCAACCAGAUGUUGCAAUGCAGGACCUCGGCCUUCUCAUCCAGCCACUGGGCGAGGACGCUCAGCGGAAUGCAUCUCUCGUCAUCAACUUCCUCGUGCAACGAGCCGCAGGAUCAAGCAAGUCGGGAGAGAGCCCGUACCGCAACCUUCUGGAUCUCUGCGUCGAUGACUUUACAGUCUGCCUGGACUCCCCAGACUGGCCGGCUGCCGAGCUCAUCCUUCGCUGCCUCAUGUCGUCGAUGAUUAUACUGUUCGAGGGAGACAGAACAGCUGCUCCUGUGAAGAACAUGGCUCUGGAAGUUCUUGGCAAUAUGAGUGCUGCGAUCUCUCGCCUUCGUUCACAUGUGAAGAAGAUGGCUGCUUCUUCCGAGGGCACCGACAGCGGCGGCCUGUCAAACUUCCUUUCUACCCUUGCCAGCCAGGUCAUCGACAAGGAGAGCCGGCUAGACCUCGUCCUGUCCUGGACCGGCCCCUACCGCGUUGUCCUGGAGUCCCUCCAAUCACGGGGGGGGAAUAGCGCUCACCUAGCCGGAGCUUCGUCGUUCAUAAUGGCAAGCUGGGCCAACCGCGCCCGGGCGUACUUCGAUAACAGCGCAGAUGACGACGAAUAUCGCUACCGCGAACUCGGACGGAUGGCUUUCCGGCUGCGCAUGAUGGUGGAGGAUCGCACCUGGCUCUCCAGUCAAUUCGAGUUCAGCACCGUUUCCCCGAACCAAGUGAAGUUGGCAUACUCUAUUCUUCUCCUGGGCUCACCACUGUGCGAAGCCUUCGAGAGGAUGCUGGCCAUAUUGCUACGUUCCAUGACCAGUGACCAGGCAACGGUCCGCAGCAAGAGUCUGAAGAGCAUCAACUCGGUUCUCGAGACGGACCCCUCCAUCCUAGAUGGCAACUCGACCGUCGUGGACCGCAUCCUCGAGUGCUCUAGGGACCCGUCGCCCCAAGUGCGUGAGUCCGCUCUCAGCCUCAUUGGAAACUGUAUUCAGAUGAGGCCAGCCCUGGAAGAAUCGCUCACGCAGCCCAUCAUGGAGCGAGUCUCCGAUGCUGGAGUUUCGGUGCGCCGGCGUGCAAUGCGGUUGGCCCGCGACAUCUACCUCCGUAACCGUGACAAAACCCUCCGAAGCAACGUUGCCAGCGGCUUGCUCCGCCGUGUCACCACGGACCUCGACGACAGUGUGCGAGAAGCUGCUCGGCAGAUGGUCGAAGAAAUCUGGUUCGUCCCUUUUUACCAGAUGGAUGAUACGGCAGUGUUCCAAACUCUUCUCGCCGAGCACACCGCCCUCAUAAUUCGCACGGUCAAGAGCGGAGGCAUGGAUACUACGCUCGAUAAAGUCUUUCAGUCCAUUCUCAAGGGCCCGGAAGGCAAGCUUGCCACGGGUCCAUACUCCGUCUGCUCCAAGCUAGUCUCCAACAUGUUUGGCUUCAUCAACAACCCCCCCUCUGAUGACCCCACUGUGCCGUCUGGACGAGAAGCGUUGCACGUGCUCACCAUAUUUGCGAGGGCUGAGCCGAAGCUCUUUACAUUCGAGCAGGUUCGACUCCUCAAGCCCCAGCUGGCCAGCGCCGACGUCAAGGACCCAGAAGACCUGAAUGCGUUCCGAGCCGUCGUCAUUAUACUCAAGUGUGUUCUUCCACAGCUGUCGACGGUCCAUACGGAGUUCAUAAACGAGCUCAAGACGGCGCUUCUCCCCAAGAUGGGACAGGUCGACGGCCGUACCACACUUGAAGAGCUGGCCGCCUGUGUUCGUGUCGUUCUCGAUCUGCUCAAGAACCCGCAGCCGGUUCUGUCCCUUGGACGGUCCGUCUUGGUCGGCGUCCACAAACUUGGUCAGAUACCAAGGCAGCCUGGUGCCCCACCUGUUCCCAAGGGCUCAUCGGUCAAUAUCCUCAAUCAUCAGGAAGGCCGGAAGCUCAAGGCCUACUCCACCCUGCUUGGAACGAUUGCUCUGCACUUUGAACUUGACUCCCACCUUGAUUUCUUCAAAUCCGUCUUCAGUGACUUCAAAGGAGACUCGGUGGCGCGUCUCAUGGUCGAUAAGCUCGAGCCGUUUGCGAGUACGGAUCAGACUUUUGAAGUACGCAAGGCGGCCGUCGAGGGCAUAGCUACUGUCUGCCAGGCCUGGCCUCGUAACUACACCAUCCCCAAGGUGUGGGCGCUCUUUCAGGGAGCCUUCAGGGACCGGGACCAGCAGCUGGAAGGCAUCAUCCUCAGGUCAUUCAAGGAGUUCUUGCUCACGGAGGAGAGGCGUUCCGAAGCCUCGGCCAAGGGGGGUGGGGGGGACGAGAGGAAGCCACUGACUGUCAUGGGUGGCACAAGCUACGACGAUGUCGCAAGCGCCACGACCCAGCGGUUUCUCAAGGAUAUCACGCGGAUCUCGCUAGGUAGCCAGGAUGCGCAUGCGUUGACGGCCCUGGAGGUGCUCGGCAGCAUCAACCGGCAAGGUCUCACUCACCCCAAGGAGACCGGUGUCACACUCAUCACGCUGGAGACGUCGUCGAGUAAAGCCAUCUCCGAGCUGGCGUUUCGGGAGCACAGGGCUCUUCACGAGAAGCACGAAUCCACGAUCGAGAGAGAGUAUACCAAGGCGAUGCAGUCAGCCUUCGAGUACCAGCGAGAUAUUGUCUCAGACACGCGGGGUGCCAGGGGGGAGCCGCCCCAGUCCAAGCUCCACAACAUGAUGGAUGUGCUCAAGAUUAGCAAGAUGAAGAACCGGCAGCGUCUCUUCGAGAGGGUGCUCGGGCUUCUGGAUUUUGAUCUGGCCACGCUGGACGCAUCCCUGGAAGUGCCGCAUCACAUGGAUUUCACCCGCUUCAUUGUCGAGAACAUGGCAUUCUUCGAGUACCAGACCAUUGGCGAGCUGCAGACUGGCGUGCGUAAGAUGGAGCAGCUCUUUACCGGCAUCGGCGCCACAGUAGCCCAGGCUAUCGACUCGGAAAUAUUCAACGUCAGGGUGGAGAGCGUCGACGAGGCGCAGAUGCAGAUCCAGCAGCAGCUGAAUGGCGAGGGCCAAGAUGCCGGGCACUUCCUGCCGCCUCAACCUUUGGUCGACCCCGCCAGACUCCGCCAGCUGUCAACGGCAGCCAUCACGCUACUCCUCAUCUGGGAGACGAGGACGUACCUCCGCCGACUGUACGGCAUGGGCACGGGACGCAAUGACAGCAAGGCCAAGAUGCAGUCCAAGGACCUCAACAAGACGCCAACCAAGACACAGGGCAUCCACUGGGACAAGUACUGGGACGAGGUGUCGUCUCUGCCCAACGGCCUGGCAUCCCCGGAGGCCAUGACGCAAAAAUGCAAGGCCCUUGUCGAGCUGAUGAACGUGGACAAUGAGCUGCAGGUGGCCGAGGAGGAAGACGACCUAGACAUGGAGUCGGACGGCACGCCCAGCGAAGGCAAUAAUGAAGAGGAGGAGGGCAGAGGCCGUAAGAGGAAGCUCAACUCGACGCCAGGUGGACGCAAGAAGCGCGCCCGCUCUAACUCACAAGCCAAUAAGCGGGGCGGAUCCGUCGUCAAGGCUUCCGCCGCAUCAUUCGACGAGGAUUUUGAGCCGGAAGUCGACUGGUUCUAA